This is a messenger RNA of Coprinopsis cinerea okayama7#130, 1926 nucleotides long. RefSeq names its product DNA repair and recombination protein pif1. Gene Ontology annotation, molecular function: DNA helicase activity; ATP hydrolysis activity. The transcript is spliced from 12 exons. The record is from RefSeq and is a predicted model, not a curated record. Lineage: Eukaryota; Fungi; Basidiomycota; Agaricomycetes; Agaricales; Psathyrellaceae. Gene Ontology annotation, biological process: telomere maintenance; DNA repair. Bases 1 to 1926 code for a protein of 641 amino acids.
AUGCCUUCGGUUCGCAUAAAUCCCAGGGACGGCACGCACUUGAGCUACAGACAAGUCCAGGCCAAAUGGCUGAAGGAACUGAGAGAAGCUCGGAAAGCUAGCAGGCUUCAGCAGGCAGCGCAAAACGACGCGACGGUUACUGACGCCAACAAUUCGCCUUCGGAACAAUCUACACUUCAGACAAACACGCCUCUGAGCACUGCGUUGGCUUCUCCGCAGCAGGCCUCUGCCGGCCCCAGUUCUACUGCAGUCGCCCAUGUCGACGAUCAUCGAAUGGGAAGUCCAUCGCCGGAUGACCACCAAGAGGGGAUUUCUCCCGCUGUGCUUUCUUCAAACAUACCUGCAGCGGUAUCAACUCCAUCCGGAGCUAUUCAACUGUCCAAAGACCAGCGACGAAUCCUUGAUGAAGUAAAGAAGGGCAGAAACGUGUUCUUUACAGGACCAGCUGGAACAGGCAAGUCUGUGCUCCUAAGAGAGAUAAUUGCAUGGGCAAGGAGUCACUACGGUGAAAAACAAGUCGCAGUAACCGCAUCGACAGGAAUUGCGGGGCUCAGCAUCGGUGGCUCGACGGUUCACUCGUUUGCAGGCAUUGGAUUAGGCAAGGAAUCUGCCGACAAAAUCGCUUCAAAGAUUUUGGACUCUCCAGGCAAUGUCAAGAAACGGUGGAGGCAAACCAGAGUCAUGGUCAUCGAUGAGAUCUCCAUGCUCGAUGGAUCACUUUUUGACAAACUGGAUGAAAUAGCUCGCAUCGUUCGAGCUACAGAUCGACCUUUCGGUGGCAUUCAACUCGUCCUGACUGGCGACUUCUUCCAACUUCCGCCGGUCCCGGACAAAAGUCACAAUUACGAAGGAAAGGCUACGUUCGCAUUCGGGGCAAAACAGUGGCCCAGGUGCAUCGGUCAGCCCAUGUUCCUGCGCCAGGUCUUCCGUCAAACAGAUAAUACUUUCAUCGACUUACUCUCAUCAAUACGCCUCGGCAAGCUAGAGAACAGACACAUUGAAAUUUUGAAUAGUCUGCAGCGGCCUAUUCACUACACCGAUGGUAUCGGCCCUACUCAUUUGUACCCGAGAAAGGUCGAAGUAGAAGGGUUUAAUAAUAGGAAAUUAACGGAGCUUCCAGGGCCCGAGUUCCAAUACGAGUCGACAGAUAGCGGAGGAUACGAUCCAUUUGGAAAUGUUGUCCCCGGUGAUAGUGUACGCACUCUCCUGGAGAGGAUGAUCGCCCUCAGCAGCGUCACUCUCAAGAUAGGUGCGCAGGUCAUGUUAAUCCAGAACGUCAUCCAAGGAAAGUUGGUCAAUGGAAGCACGGGCAAAGUAGUUGAAUUUCUCACCAUUCACGAAGCUUUGCAACGCGACAUUGCCAUUGCCGAACUCAACGAGAAGCCUCGCAGGCGACAUCCUGGGAAAGAUGCAAAGAAGAAGGAAGACCGAUCCAAGGAUGAGAUUCUGGAAGACCUCACCCGACAAAUCCAAGGGACAGCGCACGACUAUGAGUUGCGCAGAAUCAACAACAACGUCUUCAGUACGAGCCAGUAUUGGCCCCUCGUCCGCUUUACGAACGGCAUGGAGCUGCUUUGUGCGCCGCUGGCAUUCACGGCACAAGGAUUCAUCGGAAACAUCGAAGCACACAGGCUUCAAGUGCCUUUGAUUCUGUCAUGGGCUUUGUCUAUUCACAAAUCUCAGGGACAGACUUUAGACCGGGUGAAAGUUGACCUUGCCAGCGUGUUUGAGAACGGGCAAGCAUACGUCGCUCUGUCCAGAGCAAGGACGAUGGAAGGCUUGGAGGUGGUGAACUUUGACCCUUCCAAGAUCAGGGCUGACCCAAGGGUUGCAGCAUGGCAGGAAUUCUACACCUCGUUAGGAUGUGAUGACGAUGAUUUCAUGGACAGCGAGGAGGCCAUGCGUAGCUACUGGGACACCGAUUGA